AUGGCCACCAAGAUGCAAUGUGCACAGUUCACCAGAGCUCCUUCUGCCAUGGUAGGUUUCAAACACGGAGCAUUUCUGGCUUUCCGCCGGCAGGCUGAGCCGCUCGAUGAAGCGCAAGGUCUAAAGGACCCCAGAAGUUUCAUCGACUUCUUGACGUCUGCAGACAUCCGCCUAGUUCGCCUCGAGUUUCUGCUGGAACUUCAUCAAGAUGGCCUUGCGAUGCCACGGCGGCAGGAAGCCGAAACGAUGUGCACUAAGAAUGGCGCCACAGCCCUGGUGACGCUGGAAGAGUAUCAACGGUUGCUGGUCAAUGACAAUACAGGUCAUAUCUCUAUUCGUGCAGGUCCGAAGCAUCAAUUGGUCACAGUCCAUUUUCGGUCGCUAAGCCACAUGUGGGAAUCCAUGCAACACCCGGACCCCUGGAGAUAUCAACUUGGUGUAGCCGCUGAACUAUACCAAAAUCUCCAGGAUGUGGUCUGGGUGUUCGUGGAUUUCAUCAGCCUGUAUCAAUACAAGCGUAAUGACUCUCAAGACAGCAGCUUCCGGAAGGCCUUAGAUAGGAUGCACAUGCUGUACUCCCAUGAAAUGGUCCAAGUCGACAUCUUGGAGGACCUCACACCAGAAAAGAUGAAGGUGGAUGGCACCCUUUUUGUCUAUGACCCAACCGAAGAUGCCAUGAAGUGGGUACCGAUCACAUCGCUGAAGCUCAACCCACUCCCGCACGCUCUCCGGGGCUGGUGCCAGGCCGAAAAGGAAUGGGCCCGGCUGCGGAUGAUGCUCACCGCCAUGGGCAUCCCCACUCCUCCGGAGAUCUUCCGGCAACGGAUGGGGCAGAUGAAAUUCACCCACCGGGAUGAUGCGGAGCAAGUCUUCCAGCUCCAGGCGAAGGUGUUUCAAGAGAAGAUCAGUGGCACGACCCACCUGCAUUUGGAACGGCUGAGUGCCCAAGAUCUGGAAGCCCUGCAUGAGGCAUUGCCAUAUUAUCAGAAGCUGCAGUUCGUGGUGGUCAAUGGUAUCAGGCUACAUGGCAGGGAUGCAGUUGCUUUGGUGCAGUCCGGGGCGCAUGAUGUGCAGAUGGAAUCCUGUCAGUUGCAAGAUGAAGAUGCGAUCUUGAUUGCGGAGGCAUUGGUGAAGGACAAGACAGAUCGCUUGCGAGUGCUUAGCUUGACUGGAAAUGGCAUCAGCGAAAAGGGGCGCUCGGCCCUUCACCAAGUGAUGGAGCAACGUGAAGCAGUGAAGAAGGUCGUUGGGGAAAAGAACGAAAAGGCCAAGCAUCGGGCUCCGAUUUUUUGUUUGAAGGACUGGGCGGAGGUGCAGAAACCGAUCAGGAUGGGCAGUGGCAGUUCCGCAGCUCAUCAUCUGACUGAGGAGGAGGCGGCAGCUGUGUCUGCUGGCCUGACACAGGCUCCAAGCUUGAAGGACAAGUUGGAGAAACUGCAGGCCGAUGUGGAGAAGUCUGAAAAGCUGGAAGAGGAGGUUUUGAUGCUGCAGAAGAGAGUGAAGGAACUGGAGGCCGAAAAAGCUGCGCCAAUAGACCCUGAGGCAGACAGAGCCGCUGCAGAAGAAUGUCAAGACCUCAGUGAGAACAUCUGUGAAGCCGCACAGAAGGGCAACGUUGCUGCAGUACGGCAUUUCCUCCGCACAGACCUAAGUGCAGAGCCUGAGAGCCUCGAGAGAAAGGAGCAGGGUGAGAGCCUCGGAGCUAGCGAAGCUGAAAUCGGAAGUCUCAUGAUGCGUCUGACGCCGCUGCUGAUGGCGGCUGAGGAAGGCCACAGCGAGGUCGUGGCACUGCUGUUGAAGUCCGGCGCUUCCCUGGAGGCGACGGAUCACAGUGGCCAGACGCCGCUGCACCGGGCGGCCAGUAAAGGCCACAUUGAGGUUGUCGAGCUGCUGCUGAAGUCGGGCGCCCCCGUGGAGAAAGCGGACAAAUUCGGCCGGGGCCCCGGAGCUGAAUGGUUUCGCCAGAAUGGGCUGGGUGGAGAUCAGGUUUUGUUUACCAUGCCCAAAACCCGAAAAGACCGCAACGUCUCGCACAUUUGCUUGACAAUGCCCAACGAGUUCAGAAAUAUGGCUUCGUUCAGGCCUCCAUAUCAACGCGUCUCGGCACUGCACUGGGCCGCCAGCGAGGGCCGCGCCGCGGUGGCGGAGAAGCUGAUCUUGGCGGGGGCCAAGGUGGAAGCGACCACCGGCGACGGCCAAACGCCGCUCUUCAAGGCCGCCUUCUACGGCCACGUCUCUGUGGUGGAGCAGCUGCUGAAGUCUGGAGCCUCCGUGGAGGCCAGGGACAGCUUUGGCCGCCAGACGCCGCUGUUCGAUGCUGCUGAGAGGGGCUGUGUCUCUGUGGUCGAGCAGCUCCUGAAAUCUGGCGCUUCGGUGGGGGCGCAGAGUGAGAACGGCCUCGGCCUCAACGGCAAGGGCAAGACGCCGCUGCAUGCAGCGGCUUGGAACGGCCAAGCAGAAGUGGUCGAGAAGUUGAUCGCUGCGGGCGCCAAGGUGGACGCGACCAAUGGUGCAGGCCGUGGCCUCAGGGACCGGGGCUGGCGGCUGCUGGUGUCGAUUGAUUGGGGGGAUACGUUGAAAACGAACUGGUAA
Cladocopium goreaui is the source of this 2592-nucleotide messenger RNA. Lineage: Eukaryota; Dinophyceae; Suessiales; Symbiodiniaceae. The record is from the annotation of a GenBank genome assembly.